AUGUCGAGUUUCGUUGUUACCUUCAAGCCCGAUGCCCCGGACUCCGAGGUACAAAAGGUCAAGGAUGAGAUUACCUCCGGCGGUGGUCAAAUAGACCAUGAAUACAGUCUGAUCAAAGGCUUCAGUUUCACACGCCCUGAAGUUGCCACCUUCGACCUCAAAUCACUGUCUUCGAGUCCCCAUGUCGAUAAUGUCGAAGCCGACAAGGAGGUUACUACCCAAUAA
Molecule: messenger RNA, 225 nt
Organism: Penicillium pulvis
Lineage: Eukaryota; Fungi; Ascomycota; Eurotiomycetes; Eurotiales; Aspergillaceae
Exons: 4
Coding region: 1-225 (74 amino acids)
Biological process (GO): vacuole fusion, non-autophagic
Molecular function (GO): endopeptidase inhibitor activity
Source: RefSeq, a predicted model, not a curated record